Melanotaenia boesemani (Boeseman's rainbowfish) is the source of this 1966-nucleotide messenger RNA. RefSeq names its product serpin peptidase inhibitor, clade F (alpha-2 antiplasmin, pigment epithelium derived factor), member 2a (gene serpinf2a). Gene Ontology annotation, molecular function: serine-type endopeptidase inhibitor activity. Gene Ontology annotation, biological process: negative regulation of endopeptidase activity. The coding region runs from base 101 to 1537 and encodes 478 amino acids. The record is from RefSeq and is a predicted model, not a curated record. The transcript has 9 exons. NCBI's taxonomy places the organism in Eukaryota, Metazoa, Chordata, Actinopteri, Atheriniformes, Melanotaeniidae.
AGGCACUGCGCUGUCCAGCCAGGAGGUUGGUCAUAUCUGUCUUUACUCUUAUUUUACACAUCCAGUCUUUUAAUCCACAGGCCAGGUUGGUGGUUUGGAAAUGAAGCUGUUUCUUCUUCUUCUCUUGCUUUGUCUCUGCCACCUGGGACCGACAGACGAGUUCAGUACAGCAGCUUCUGAUGUCUCUAGUAUAUCAGAGGAAGAGAAGGAGAAGGACAGCAGCUGUAGAGGAGCGUUUGGUCCUGAGGAGCACAGGCUGAUAGGUGGCGCCAUAGAGCGACUGGGUUUACAGCUUCUGGAAAAGCUUCCUAUCAGCCCACAGCAGCCAAAUGUCAUCCUCUCUCCUCUCAGCCUGGCUUUUGCCCUCGCUCAUCUCACCUUAGGUGCUGGUAACGAGACAGAGAAGCUUCUUCUACGGAGUCUUCAUGCCCACAGUCUGCCAUGUUAUCAUCAUACACUAGGAAGCCUUGUUCCCCAUUUAAGCAACACAUCACUGGAGGUGGCAGCACGCAUGUACCUGAGACCAGGGUUUGAAGUGAAGUUGUCGUUUGUCGAGGACUCUCUGGCCAGGUACAAAUCCCGGCCCGUCCCUUUAGUCUCUCUGGAAGAGGUCAACCAGUGGGUGGAGAAUGUCACCAAUGGCCAGAUCUCUAACUUCCUGGAAAGCAUUCCACAAGAUUUGGUGCUAAUGCUUAUGAAUGCUGUGUACUUCAAAGGUGAAUGGAAGACGCGGUUCGACCCCCAGGUGACCUCAAAGGGGAUGUUUUACCUGGACAACACAAACUCUGUCUCUGUGGACAUGAUGAAAUCUGCUCAGUACCCUCUACGCCUGAUUGAUGAUCCAGAUCUCCAGGCGCAGGUUGCCAGUUUGGCCUUUAAAGGAAACACCAGCUUCUUAAUCGUCCUGCCCAGAGGAAACGUGUCAUCAGUACUUCCCAAAUUAAACAUCUCUGACCUCUACAGACGUCUACCUCAAGAAAAAGCAAUGCAGAUUAACUUACCCAAGAUGAAGCUACAAUAUCGGCAGGAGCUCGAGGAGGUGCUGACCAGAAUGGGACUUGGCUCUUUGUUUUCGGGUCCUGACCUGUCUGGGAUUUCUGACCAGCCCCUCAGGGUGUCGAGCAUCCGCCACGCCAGCACUGUAGAACUCAGCGAGGAAGGCGUAGAAGCAUCCGCCACCACUGUUGUGACCACCAUGCGCUCCAUCUCCCUCUUCUCUGUCAGCUCCCCUUUCCUAUUUGCCCUUGUCGAUGAUGCCUCUCUGGCCCCUCUCUUCAUGGGUAUUGUCACAAACCCCUCCGCCAACAAUGACCCCAUGCUCAACGACCAUCCCCAUGGCAACAGCACCAUGAGCGAUCAACCUAUGGAGGAGACUGCCGGGAAAAGAGACGCAAAUGUUGAGAACAGCAGCAGCUUAUACAAUGAGACAGAGGUAGUAGAGUCCUGUACUGCCUCCGGUGGUGAAAAGGAGCAACUGCAACAGGUCAAUGGACAGGAAGUCAGCAGCGGGCAGAAGAAGACACGGGGAGAUGAAUAACUGUCCACAAAGGACAACUCUGUACCUGUCUGAAAUCAGAAAUCUUUAUGUUAAAGGAACACUACAUUAGAUUAGAGCUCUGAAGCUAAUUGAAUAUCUUUAAAAACAACCAAUUAGCUGAGCUUUUCAUGUAAAGAUUUAGAAACAAAAUCCACAACGUUAACCUUCGUAAGCACUUUUUCUUACCAAGCACAUUUCCAGAACUCAGAACGCAGAUUCAGACAUUCAGUAGAAAAUGUGCUGUGAUUUUACGGCUCAGUAAAGAUUUAACUGAUCAUUGUUUUUGUUGUUUUUCAGGUUUAUUAUUUUAUUUUCUGUCAAGCAGAGUCACAAAUGUGGUAAUGUUAAAAAAAAAGUUUAAUUGUAAAUGUAUUUGAAGAUCAUGUAUACAAAAUUUGAACUGUUUCAUUAAAAAUAACUAACAAUUUA